AUGUCUAAACGCAAAAAAGUGUUUGUUUUGUUAUUUAUAGCAAGUGUUGUAGGCCUUGGAGUGGCUGUAUCCAUAGCGUUCUCUGAGAACUUCAAAAAAAGUAAUACAGAUUUUACUGUUCAAGUAGCAAAACCUCUGUCGGAUGAUUUUGAGCCUUGCGAAAACCGCGAGAAAGCAGAGAGUGCUCUACAAAAAAUUGGCAAUGUGUUUAGGGGCACAAUCACAACUGAACGCCAAGCAAGCAGGCAGAAGCCAGGCGAUUCAUGUGCAAACUAUUCGGACGCAGUUGUCUACUCCGCGUCCCGCGCGUGCCAAGAGCGGCGCGGGUCAUUCCUAGACUUCUUGUGGUCCCUUGGGGGCGGCUUUGCUUUUAAAGCCACGGUCAUGCUAAAAAUACAAAGGAGUCCGGAAAAAUACAAAUACUUGUCUAAAAUUUCCGACUGGGACAACUCUUUUGUCUCGCAGUUGCUUGAUUUUAUGGGCAGCCACAGCCCCUUUCUUAAGGACCUACUUAAAAUGCACCAAAGUGGAGAGAAGCAAGCUGCAGAAAACUUGAAAAUUGACAGGCUGCCAAUGGCGAAAGAAAACUGGAAAUACGAUCUGGACAAAGCCAUGCUGUCUAGGUGCAAGAUGCGCUGCAUGCCUGCGCGCCCCACUUCUGAGUGCUUAACCGCUGCUAUACAAUCUCUGUUUACUAUUCCAGAGGUGUUUACGGAUCUUGUCACCAUAACUUCUUCCAAGAUCAAUAGGCUAGAAGAGGCGUGGUCAACUUCAGAGGGCAUACAAAAAUUCAAUCUGAUUCGUGAGUCCCGCGGGAUUCCGGAGGUUUAUUUCCACACGUUCAUUCGUGCGAUCCAUAUGUUGUCUGAGGCUGCUUUGGAGACAGAGUUGGGUGACCGAUCGGAAAAGAGCCAAGCUUCGCUGAGCAGAAUAUAUGAUGACCUUUGUGAAAUCCUAGACAUUCCUUGUAUGGACUCUGUAGAGCACUUGGCAAACACAUACCGAAUUCUGUAUGCCUAUAUGACGAUUCUGUACGAAAUAUAUCCAAUGACUUUUAUGGACGACAAUCUUUUGGGGGUGGGCGUGGUGCUUCCAGACCAAUACCUCGAGAGCAUUUUCUAUGUGCGGACAGAAAAAAACAAAAGCAGUAUACAGGCGAAUCUCCCAUCCAAGUUUGAUGUUAAGUCUGAUUUUGUUAAAAUAGAGCUGUAUGCAAGCAAAGAUCCUCUGCAGCACAUAUACUAUGUUGAUAAUGAGAAGCAGUGCCGAGAAGUGGUUAUAGUUCCUAUUGAAGGCGCCUAUGUGAUGUGUUGGGAAAUAAUCGACUAUAUUUCAGUUCUUCACAAAAAGCCAAAGAGCAACAUACACGUGCUUAGCUACAGCCUUGAGGAUAAAAAGUGGUCCUACAAAGACCCUGAAACAACCCAGUACUUGAAAGAAAGCCCCGAUUCUUCCGAGAUUCUUGUGUUCUACUACAUAAAGCAGGCUUGCUCUGCAAUCGAUCCAAUAGAUCUGUAUUUUGUAGGGUUCUUGGAAGCAACGAAACCUUGCAGAGAACCAGACCACAUCAGCCUUCCUCUGUUCUUUACCAAGUUGCUAGUUAACUCGAUAGCCCUCCUUGAUUACAACUUUGUCUCUGGUAAAAUUGCGCCAAUAUCGUCUUUUUCUCAAAUCGAUGCAGUGUCUCCUUUCCUGUACAGCCCGUCGCAAGACAGAAAUGCGUUUGCCUAUUAUCAGAACAACACAGUCCCAAUACGCAGAGAAAACACCGGCGACAUUGAUAUCGACUUGGAAAUAGCAAAGUCCUCUCUGGUUAGGGAGAAGACCACCUUUUCUCAUGAAAAAGAUGUCCGUGUUGAGGGUUUUAUAUACAAAUAUCUCACAAGAGUGAUGUCCCCUGGGCGGUACUAUAACAUCUAUAUGAAAGACCAUGCGGAGUUGCGUGGGCCUGGCUAUACGACAGACAUAUACAACAACAGAGUUAAAACAGCCGUUUCAACGGACAAGAAUUUUCCCAACAUAACUUCCGUCUUUACCAUUGAUUAUGAUGAAAAAAACUCUCUCGUUGAUGGCUACCUCUCAAGAAAUCACAUUUUGACGCCCCAGGGCAUAUUCAAUUCGGCUAAUCCUCCAUCGUAUGAUAAUAUGUCUCCAAUUUAUAAAUAUAUGAUCGUGCAUCCACGCAAGGGCGAUGCUUUUGUCCAAGCAACAGGCGUCUCUGACGCUCUUGUUAAGCUUCUGCUGCACUAA
Nematocida major is the source of this 2250-nucleotide messenger RNA. RefSeq lists its product as uncharacterized. The record is from RefSeq and is a predicted model, not a curated record. Bases 1 to 2250 code for a protein of 749 amino acids. The transcript has a single exon. Lineage: Eukaryota; Fungi; Microsporidia.